UAGUGUAUUUAUAUAACUCGUUGAACAGAACCACGCGGACGACUUUUGUCUCUCUCUCUUUUUUUAAUGAGGUUUCCCUUAAUCAUUCGUCAGAAGUUGGAUCAAAACAUUUUUUUCCCCGUAAGGGGGAUUUCAGUCACUCGUCUAUUUAUUCAAGUUGUGGAAACUCAACUAGUUGCCGUCAGUUUGUGAACUUGGAUCGCGUCUUUCCGCUUUACACUCGGAUCGGGGUUUCGGGACAGAACGAGGAUGUCGGCGGUGAAAGCGCUGCAACAGUGGUGUAAGAUCCAGGUUCAGGGUUACAGAGAUGUCACUAUCACCAACAUGACAACUUCUUUCAGGGACGGGAUGGCUUUCUGCGCCCUCAUUCACCGAAACAGACCCGACCUCAUUGACUUUGAUUCCCUGAUGAAGGAGAAUGUCUAUGACAACAACCACCUGGCGUUCCGGGUAGCGGAGGAUGAGUUGGGGAUCCCAGCUCUGUUAGAUGCUGAGGACAUGGUGGCCCUGAAGAUACCAGACAGACUCAGUAUUCUGACAUAUGUCUCACAAUACUACAAUUACUUCCAUGGCAAAUCACCGAUUGGCGGCAUGGCAGGGAUAAAGCGUCCAGCGGAGGCAUCCACAGAAGAGGGGCCUUCUGGGAAAAAGAACCAAGCAGUUGUCUCCAAGGUCUUCCCCGCCUCUACCCCCUCUAAAUCCGCUACUGAGAACCGCCCUCCCCCCUCCUCCUCACCUAAAGCCUCCACCAGACCAGACAGGGCAGCACAGAAGGAUGUGUUGUCGGAGCGAUCCAAUAAGACGGGGACUCUGAGCAGUAAGUGUUCCGUGUGUAAUAGACACGUCCAUCUGGUCCAGAGACACCUAGUGGAUGGGAGGCUGUAUCACAGGAGCUGUGCCAGGUGUAGUGAGUGUUCCACCACUCUACUGUCUGGUAACUGUAAACCUGGACCAACACCAGGCUCCUUCAUCUGUACCUCCCACCACCACCCCCAGGGGGCGCUGCCAACACACACCCCUCUCCGAGACCUGCCCAAAAACAACCAUACUACUCCUGCUGAAUCCAAAUACACCCCUCACCCUCCUCCCACUGUCCAGACCACCCCUCUCUCAUACCUGCCCAAAAACAACCCUACUACCACUACCCCUUCUUCCUCCAAAUACACCCCUCACCCUCCUCCCACUGUCCAGACCACCCCUCUCUCAUACCUGCCCAAAAAUAACCCUACGACCCCUUCUUCCUCCAAAAACACCCCUCACCCUCCUCCCACUGUCCAGACCACCCCUCUCUCAUACCUGCCCAAAAACAACCCUACGACCCCUUCCUCCAAAAACACCCCUCACCCUCCUCCCACUGUCCAGACCACCCCUCUCUCAGACCUCUCCAGGAAAUCCCCCGGAGCCAAAUACACAGACCCCCCGAAAUCCACCCCAGCUCCGACGCCCACCAGUACCCCCUCCAAACUUGUCCCUAGCUGGCUGAGCUCCAAAUCAGACGGAUCCAAAAGCACUACCCCCUCUGCCUCCUCCUCGCGGCCCAGCCCGGGGCUCUCCUCCCUGGGCAUAGUGAGCCCCGCAGCCCCUGGACCCACCGCAGUCCCACGGAACUUCAACACGACAACUACCCAGCAGGCCCGGCUCCAGUUCUUCCAAUCUGGGAACAGCACCACUGGGCAGGAGAACCAGGGCAAGACCCAGACUCCGGGACGGGCACCGAGUCUACCCACAAAUAGAGUCCCGAACGCUGGCACACAGGGGACAGUAGUGGGGGUUGGCCAGGGUGUGAGUGUGGUAGUGAGUUUGGGUGGCAGUGGGGUAGGGGGUAAGGGAGAGGGUUGGGGUGGGGGUAAGGGAGAGGGUUGGGGUGGGGGUAAGGGAGAGGGUUGGGGUGGGGGUAAGGGAGGGGAUAAGGGUGUGAAUGUGGUGCUAGGUGGGGACAGGGAUGUGGUUCAGGGUAGAGGUAUAGUUGUCUUCAAGGUGGAUAGUGAUGUGAAAGCCUCUCCAUCUAAAGAAGACUGCAGUACCAAGACCCAGGCUGCUGCUGUCGUCACUAAGAAACUAACAGAGAACAACACCACAACAGCUGGUGCUUCAAGUCCUCCGUGGCAUCCUGUAGGACUGAAGAAGACCGAGAACAGAUCUCCCUCUCUCAGACCUGCCCCUGCCGAAACGCCUAAGAAAGAGACGGAGACUCCUAAAAAGGAGACUGGGGGCAGAGUUAAGCUAAAAGCAGACCCGUCUCUCCUCGCCCCCCUCACCCCCAACACCUCCACCCCGACCCCAGCCAGCAGAACAGGCCCGUGGAACAAAAACCUGGAUAAGGCGUCCGGAGCUGCUUCUCCCAGCAACACUAUGGCAACAGCAGACGACAGCAGCUCUCCUGCUGACUGGCGGUCCAGACUCAAACCUGCCUCCAAGCCUGUAGGACCUAAAGACUCCUCUCCCCUCCACCCUGACAUUCAGAAGGCUGAAACCCUGUCUCGGCCCUGGGCGGUGGAUCAGGAAACGCCCAGGCUUCAGUCCCUGCUGGGUCUACUUGGCCCCCUCCAGCCCCCAGUAGCCUCCUCACCCAGCCCGCUGAACACCGGCCCUGGGACAUGGGGCGGUCUGACAGGGAGGAGCUCAACGACAGCUAACGGCUCCAACACAGACACCAAGACGCCUAAACCAGGCAAACCGGACUACAUCCCGAAGGAAGAGAUCCUCAGAGAGCUUCAGGAGAUAGAGGACAGUGUCAAUGAGCUGGAGAGGAAAGGAGUGGACUUGGAGAAACAACUACGCUCCUGUGAAGAGGAGGGAGAAGAGGAUGUGGUGAUGGAUGACCUGAUGGUGGAAUGGUUCACCCUCAUCAGAAACAAGCAGGUGUCCAUGAGGAGAGAGUCUGAACUGGUCUACAUAGCGAAAACACAGGACUUGGAGGAACAGCAGCCCAGUGUAGAGCAGGAGCUGAGGAGACUCAUGGACAAACCUGAGCGGCUGAAGACGCUGUGGGACCGUCGUAGAGAAGAGGAGUUGAUGGUCAAGCUGGUGGAGAUCGUCAAUGACAGAAACGCCAUCAUAGACGGACUGGACGAUGACAGACUCAGGGAGGAUGAGGAAGAUGAGCAGCUCAAUAAGAUGAUGAAGACCCUAGACACAAAGAAAGAAAAGAAGAAGAAGUCCAGCUUUAAGUUGUUUGGUCGGAACAAGAAGGAGGGAUGAUCUCACGGGGAGGAGGGACACACUGUUACCCUGCUUGAGAUGUGGUUAUCACUGUUACCCUGCUUGAGAUGUGGUUAUCACUGUUACCCUGUUGAGAUGUGGUUAUCACUGUUACCCUGCUUGAGACGUGGUUAUCACUGUUACCCUGCUUGAGACGUGGUUAUCACUGUUACCCUGCUUGAGACGUGGUUAUCACUGUUACCCUGCUUGAGACGUGGUUAUCACUGUUACCCUGCUUGAGACGUGGUUAUCACUGUUACCCUGUUGAGACGUGGUUAUCACUGUUACCCUGCUUGAGAUGUGGUUAUCACUGUUACCCUGCUUGAGACGUGGUUAUCACUGUUACCCUGCUUGAGACGUGGUUAUCACUGUUACCCUGCUUGAGAUGUGGUUAUCACUGUUACCCUGCUUGAGAUGUGGUUAUCACUGUUACCCUGCUUGAGACGUGGUUAUCACUGUUACCCUGCUUGAGAUGUGGUUAUCACUGUUACCCUGCUUGAGAUGUGGUUAUCACUGUUACCCUGCUUGAGAUGUGGUUAUCACUGUUACCCUGCUUGAGAUGUGGUUAUCACUGUUACCCUGCUUGAGAUGUGGUUAUCACUGUUACCCUGCUUGAGAUGUGGUUAUCACUGUUACCAUGUUGAGAUGUGGUUAUCACUGUUACCAUGUUGAGAUGUGGUUAUCACUGUUACCCUGCUUGAGACGUGGUUAUCACUGUUACCCUGCUUGAGACGUGGUUAUCACUGUUACCAUGUUGAGAUGUGGUUAUCACUGUUACCCUGCUUGAGAUGUGGUUAUCACUGUUACCCUGCUUGAGACGUGGUUAUCACUGUUACCCUGCUUGAGACGUGGUUAUCACUGUUACCCUGUUGAGACGUGGUUAUCACUGUUACCAUGUUGAGAUGUGGUUAUCACUGUUACCAUGUUGAGAUGUGGUUAUCACUGUUACCCUGCUUGAGACGUGGUUAUCACUGUUACCCUGCUUGAGAUGUGGUUAUCACUGUUACCCUGCUUGAGACGUGGUUAUCACUGUUACCAUGUUGAGAUGUGGUUAUCACUGUUACCCUGCUUGAGAUGUGGUUAUCACUGUUACCCUGCUUGAGAUGUGGUUAUCACUGUUACCCUGCUUGAGACGUGGUUAUCACUGUUACCCUGCUUGAGAUGUGGUUAUCACUGUUACCCUGCUUGAGAUGUGGUUAUCACUGUUACCCUGCUUGAGACGUGGUUAUCACUGUUACCAUGUUGAGAUGUGGUUAUCACUGUUACCCUGCUUGAGAUGUGGUUAUCACUGUUACCCUGCUUGAGACGUGGUUAUCACUGUUACCAUGUUGAGAUGUGGUUAUCACUGUUACCCUGCUUGAGAUGUGGUUAUCACUGUUACCCUGCUUGAGACGUGGUUAUCACUGUUACCAUGUUGAGAUGUGGCUAUCACUGUUACCAUGUUGAGAUGUGGUUAUCACUGUUACCCUGCUUGAGACGUGGUUAUCACUGUUACCCUGCUUGAGACGUGGUUAUCACUGUUACCCUGCUUGAGAUGUGGUUAUCACUGUUACCCUGCUGAGAUGUGGUUAUCACUGUUACCCUGCUUGAGACGUGGUUAUCACUGUUACCCUGCUUGAGAUGUGGUUAUCACUGUUACCCUGCUUGAGAUGUGGUUAUCACUGUUACCCUGCUUGAGACGUGGUUAUCACUGUUACCAUGUUGAGAUGUGGUUAUCACUGUUACCAUGUUGAGACGUGGUUAUCACUGUUACCCUGCUUGAGACGUGGUUAUCACUGUUACCCUGCUUGAGAUGUGGUUAUCACUGUUACCCUGUUGAGAUGUGGUUAUCACUGUUACCCUGCUUGAGACGUGGUUAUCACUGUUACCCUGCUUGAGAUGUGGUUAUCACUGUCAUCAUAGUUGAUGUAUUUAAGUCUGUUAGGUGUCUGGUUCAUGUCUGUAAUACCCUCCUGGCAUGCGGGCGACCCCUCAUUGUCAUCCAUGUCAUCACACUGUCCUCUGUGUCAAGCUGAUACCCAGUAUAACACUACACCCAGCACAUCCACACGGUGUCUGUCUGUAUGUUGUGUGUGUGUGUGUGUGGUUAGUUAAUCUGUAUGAUGGGGAUUAUGUAGGGAUUAGAAGAUAUAAAAGGAACUACGGCCUUACUGCCUAGUAAUGACUCACUGCUAAUGGCUGACAUCACUCAACCGUGUGUCUGUCUGUAAGUAAUGACUCACUGCUAAACAUCACUCAACCGUGUGUCUGGCUGUAAGUAAUGACUCACUGCUAAACAUCACUCAACCGUGUGUCUGUCUGUAAGUAAUGACUCACUGCUAAACAUCACUCAACCGUGUGUCUGGCUGUAAGUAAUGACUCACUGCUAAUGGCUGACAUCACUCAACCGUGUGUCUGCCUGUCUAAGUAAUGACUCACUGCUAAACAUCACUCAACCGUGUGUCUGGCUGUAAGUAAUGACUCACUGCUAAACAUCACUCAACCGUGUGUCUGUCUGUAAGUAAUGACUCACUGCUAAACAUCA
Molecule: messenger RNA, 5725 nt
Organism: Oncorhynchus masou masou (cherry salmon)
Lineage: Eukaryota; Metazoa; Chordata; Actinopteri; Salmoniformes; Salmonidae
Product: MICAL-like protein 2
Molecular function (GO): protein binding
Source: RefSeq, a predicted model, not a curated record